AUGAGUGCAAGAAAACUUCAACAAGAGUUUGAUAAGACCAACAAAAAAAUUGCGGAAGGCUUGACCGCCUUCGAUGAUAUAUACGAGAAGUUGAUGUCCUCGGAGAUCAGCUCUCAAAAGGAAAAAUUGGAGAGUGAUUUGAAGAAGGAAAUAAAGAAAUUACAGAGGCUGAGAGAUCUGUUGAAGACAUGGCUAGGAGACAGCAGUAUCAAGUUGGAUAAGAACCAACUUCAGGAAAAUAGAACGAAAAUUGAACGUGCUAUGGAUCAAUUCAAGGACUUGGAGAAGUCCUCCAAAAUAAAGCAGUUCUCCAACGAAGGAUUGGAGUUGCAGAGUCAAAAAUCGUCCAGAUUCAGUAGACCGGAAGAUGCUAAGAAGGAGGAAGCAUGCAAUUACAUUAGUGAUAUAAUUGAGCAGUUGAAUCAGCAGAAUGAAUCUUUGGAAGCCGAGAUCCACCAGUUGCUGUCGCAGUUGAAGAAGGCCAAGUCUUCCAAUGUGAACUCCAUCCAGAGUAGUAUCGACGACGAGAGAUACAAGGUAGAGAGAAACGUACUGCAUUUGACGAUGUUAGAGAAGAUUUUGAGGAAUUUGGAGAACGAAAAGUUGGAUCCCGAGAGGAUUGAUGAUAUUAAAGACGAUUUGGAGUACUACAUUGAGAACAACCAAGAAGACGACUACAUUGAGUACGACGAGUUCUACGACGUUUUGGAAAUGAGCGAUGAUAUAGUGGACGAUGUUCAAGGAAGCUUGGCUGUGAGUCAUUUAGAUGAUGUCGAAGAGGAGCUUGAAGAUGAGAAACAACCUGAAAAGGAGAAAGAGAAAGAAAAGGAAAAGGAGAAAGAAACGCCAAAGAAGGUGGAACCGGUUAAGGCCACUCCAGCGAAGGUUACAAACAUUGAAGAGUCAGUGGCAGGAAAUGGAAGCAGUACGCCAGUUAAAAAGACGAAAACAUUCGUAACACCGGCACUGAACCCCCCUCCUCCAUUAGCUUCUUAUUCUAAUAUCAUAAAGAAUGCAACUAGUGCAAAGGCACCUCCUCCUGGAUUCAAGUCUGCUACGGCUUCACCAGCUCCUACUUCAAUCACACCAGUAAAGGUGCCAUCCCCAGCAGCUGCAGCCGCUCCAGUUGUAUCAGCGGCAGUUCCCCCUGUGUCCAAUGCAGCCGUAUCGACGACCCCAGCUGCGACCGUAGUGGACACCGCUGGAACAUCUGCUUCACCUAACUCUGACGACAAAAACAUUGACGUUACCGAAGGCAAAACAUUCUUAGAUACGCUUCCUAGGCUUUCUACCAUUCCGCAAUCCAGAUUAAACAACCCGUUGCCCUUUCAGGCCAUCAACCAAUUAUUGGAGUCUUCACUUUUGAACUGUCCAGACUCCUUUGACGCUGAAAAACCAAGGCAGUACAUCCCAGUGAAUACACACCCAUCGUCGGUUGAUUUCCCACAGGAACCAAUGUAUGAAUUGAAUUCUACGAACAUGAUGGAGAAGUUUGAUAAUGAUACGCUCUUUUUCUGCUUCUACUAUAGCUUUGGGGUGGACAGCUUAGCCAAGUGGAAUGCUGCGAAGGAAUUGUCUAGAAGAGGAUGGUUUUUCAACGAUUCUUUGAAACAAUGGUUUUCUAAGGAUAACAACAGAAAUCAAUCUGUUACCACUAUAGUGAAAGAUGAGGUCAAUGCUAAUGAUAAUAACGACGGAGAAAACUUUAAGUACUUUGAUUACGAAAAGACAUGGCUCACGAGAAGGAGAGAGAACUAUAAGUUCUUACCGGAACUUCGUGAAACCUUUUAA
This is a messenger RNA of Dujonia railenensis, 1791 nucleotides long. The record is from the annotation of a GenBank genome assembly. Lineage: Eukaryota; Fungi; Ascomycota; Pichiomycetes; Serinales; Debaryomycetaceae.